This is a messenger RNA of Mytilus trossulus (common blue mussel), 1184 nucleotides long. RefSeq names its product ADP-ribosyl cyclase/cyclic ADP-ribose hydrolase-like. Gene Ontology annotation, cellular component: plasma membrane. The record is from RefSeq and is a predicted model, not a curated record. The coding region runs from base 157 to 1086 and encodes 309 amino acids. The transcript has 8 exons. Lineage: Eukaryota; Metazoa; Mollusca; Bivalvia; Mytilida; Mytilidae. Gene Ontology annotation, biological process: positive regulation of B cell proliferation. Gene Ontology annotation, molecular function: NAD+ nucleosidase activity; phosphorus-oxygen lyase activity.
UUGAUAAACAUACAAAUGAAUACCAAAGUUGUGAAGAUGAGCGCGGUUAACAAAAAUAAUUUUCUAUCUUACAACUAUAUGUUUACAUGCUUGAGUACACCGGCUUAAUUUUACAUCCUUUAGUAAUAUUGAUAUAUCUUUACAUCCUUGAGUAAAAUGGCUAUCGUUUUUAUGUUCAUGUCAUUGGUAGCAAUUUUGUAUGCGUCUUCUUUUGCAUGUAUUCAGAGUUCUUCGCGCAGAGAAACAUCGGAAUGGCGAGAUUUGUUUGUUGGGAAAUGUUUAUUAUAUAAACAAGAUUAUAAUUCAAGUUUAUUGUGUAACACCACUAUAGACUGUAGUCAGUUGUGGUCAAAGGUGAAAACGGCAGUAGAAUAUCAACCAAAAUGUAAUUUCAACAACAGUGCUUAUGAAGAUUUGGUCACAGCUAGUCAGCAUUUUGUACCAGAAAACAAGUUCCUUUUUUGGGAAAAUGUAUACCCCUUUGUCAUGUGGUACAGUAACCGCGGACACAAAUAUUAUACAAUAUCAGAUACAUUAACAGGCUAUUUAUUUGACAACAUUGAAUGGUGUGGAAACUCAACAGAAGCUGAUGGAAUAGAAAAGUAUCCGAGAACUUGCCCAGGUUAUGAACUAGGUCCAGAGUGUCAGAAGUCUGCUCAGUCUGUUUUUUGGGAAACGGCAUCUAAAUUCUAUGCAAGAAAUGCUUAUGGUGAUGUCUAUGUGAUGUUGAAUGCAAGCAUAUCUCCAGCAUUUCCAACAGACUCAUACUUUGGGAAUAAUGAACUUCCCAAUAUAAAUGGUACAAAAGUUAAGAAAGCAACGAUCCUACUGGUUCAUUCUUUGGACGAUCCUGUACUAGAAAAAUGUUCCGGUGAAUCAAUUAAGAAUCUGAUGGAGCGUUUUACGGCAAAAGGUAUAUCUCCAUCUUGCAUAGAUAAUCCGAGAGAUGUCCAGAUGUUAAUGUGUUCAGAGAAUCCAUCAAAUCCUAACUGCAACAUGUGGAUGUCUUCCGGUGCAAAGAGGUCGAUGAUGACACCUUAUCUCAUAUGUCUUAUACUUAUCAAGUCAUUGAACAUUUUUGUGUAACAUUUUUUUUAUUCAUAGUAAGAUUAUAUAAUUUUUGUUAACUUUAAACAAUGAUCAGGGAAGUUUAAGUUUACAUAUAAAUUUUAUUUAUAAGUUGG